Anneissia japonica is the source of this 3873-nucleotide messenger RNA. RefSeq names its product potassium voltage-gated channel subfamily B member 2-like. The record is from RefSeq and is a predicted model, not a curated record. The transcript is spliced from 2 exons. Gene Ontology annotation, molecular function: protein binding; delayed rectifier potassium channel activity. Gene Ontology annotation, biological process: protein homooligomerization; potassium ion transmembrane transport. The coding region runs from base 99 to 2915 and encodes 938 amino acids. Gene Ontology annotation, cellular component: voltage-gated potassium channel complex; membrane. Lineage: Eukaryota; Metazoa; Echinodermata; Crinoidea; Comatulida; Comatulidae.
UUCUUUUGAUAGGGAGUCUUAAUGACAGAGCGUGAGCAUUUAACAAUAAUCUGAUCAAAAAACAUCUUCACAAAGAAACGUGAAUAUACGCCGUUACUAUGCAUAAGGAAAACGCGCAUUCACACACUAGCCUGCACCCUGACUGUAGCAGCAUCGUACAACAGCGGGCCCAGACGAAACGUGUGAUCAUUAACGUCGGUGGGGUUAAACAUGAGGUGCUAUGGCACACGCUACGGCGUCUACCACGUUCUCGGUUAGGCCGUCUUAGGGAGUGCAAUAACCACGAGACCAUAAUGGCAUUAUGCGAUGAUUAUAUAUUAUCGUCCAACGAAUAUUAUUUUGACCGUCACCCGGUAACUUUCAGUGCCAUUAUAAAUUUCUAUCGUACUGGUAAGCUACACAUGAUUGAAGAUAUUUGCCCGAUUUCGUUUGGGGACGACUUGGAAUACUGGGGUAUUGAUGAAUUGUACCUUGAGGACUGCUGUCAACACAAAUACUUUCAAAAGAAAGAGCAAAUAUUGAACGAAAGGAACCGAAUGAAUGAAAGUUUAAUGGACAGAAACCGUGAGAAUUUUGGCACGGGAUGUUUUGCCAAAAAGAGAAGGAAAGUUUGGGAUUUAAUGGAAAAACCUAACUCAUCUUCAUAUGCUAGGGUGGUAGCAGUAAUAUCGAUACUAUUCAUUGUGUUAUCAACAAUAGGACUUUCAUUGAAUACAAUUGAUAACUUUACAGUAAUUGAUGAAAAUGGAGACGAACAUGAAAACGAACAUCUUGUUAUGGUCGAAAAGGUGUGCAUUGCCUGGUUCACCUUUGAGUACGUUCUACGUUUGGUAUCAGCACCUGAUAAAUGGAAGUUCUUCAAAGGUGUGCUGAACAUGAUCGAUCUUAUGGCUAUCUUACCAUUUUAUAUCACCCUCUUCGUUACCAACGAACAGGUCCUAAAAUUCGAUAAUGUACGGAGAAUCAUCCAGAUUUUCCGUAUUAUGCGAAUUCUACGGAUUCUGAAAUUGGCUAGACACUCCACCGGCCUACAGUCCUUAGGGUUUACAUUAAAGAGAAGUUACAAGGAACUUGGCUUGCUCAUUUUGUUCUUAGCGCUGGGAAUAAUGUUGUUUUCCAGCCUGGAGUAUUUUGCAGAAAAAGACCAGCCACAAACAGAUUUCACAAGCAUACCAGCAGCUUUCUGGUGGGCCGCAAUUACAAUGACCACUGUUGGGUACGGAGAUAUCUACCCCGUUACAGAACUUGGAAAGGUAAUUGGUGCAGUGUGCUGUGUUUCUGGCGUACUGUUCAUUGCUCUACCGAUUCCUAUUAUCGUGAAUAACUUUUCUGAAUUCUACAAAGAACAAAGUAAGCAAGAGAAGGCAUUGAAACGACGCGAUGCUUAUGAAAAAGCCAAGAAAAAUGGUAGCUUGCUCAGCUUGGUUAGCAGUGAUAAUGACGUUGACUUCGCUACGAUUGAUGUUAUCAUUGAAUCAGCAAGGAAUAAGGCUGACAACAAUGCAUGUGAAAAUAGAAUGCCACCUCAAGGAUGUAGUAGUAAGCUCGAAAAUAACCAGGACGCUUCUUCCUGUUGCGAAGCUGUUGGUCUCGAAUUUCAAAUGACACAUGUCGUGCCAGAGGUGGAUGUGAAAUGUCACUCCGCUGACAGAUUGCCGCCACCGAGAUAUCCUAGAAAUCGAAGCCUCAGCUCAACCACUUAUACUGAUCACGCUAACCGUCAGAGUUCAAGUAGUUUGGCAUCUGAUCCAUACACGUCAGUUGACUACCCGGAUGUUCAGAUGUCUCCUCAUCGUCAUAACACGUGCCAUGUACAUGAUGAGUAUGAUACUAAUGAUUUACAUCCAUAUAUUCAUAGACAGCGUAUACCAAGUUUAGGGCAGCUCAAUAGACAACGGGGGAUGGACAUGAUCUCUUCAGAAGUUGCAUCAGAUGGCAGUGAUAGGCUCAUUCCAAAAAAUGAACAUUACCAGCCACAACACAAUGAAUACGAUGUUACACCAACCACUGAUGACGCACGGGAAGCCGAUGAGACAGAGCCACUACUUCGCAGACAUUCACCUUUAAAACAAGUCAAGAACAACGUUGACAACGAAGGCGCUGGUGAUAAUGAUGAAGGUAUCGUAGUGGUGCAGAAGUUAGAUAAUGGAUACACAACGACUUGGAUAAAAGCUGAUCAAGAAGGGAAUGGACCCGUCAGCUCACCGAAAUCACUAAAGCCGGCAUUAAGAACCGCCCUCAGCUCAGGUGAUGACAGACCAAAGUCACCAGCCAGUCCUGAUAUCCAAAGUAUUAAAUGUUCAAAACCAAAACGUGUAACCAUAGAUGAUGAAAAAGAUAAUGAAUCUUCAACAGAUUCGGAGGGUAGCCUAACGGGUAGUCCUCAACCACGACUUGCAAAGAAAUCCGCGGGGAAAGGCAGGUGUCGUAAGAACAAGAUGAGACCAGGCUUGCUCAGUGGCAUCACAACUGGAUUGCGACUGUGUAAUCACAAGCCAUGGCAAAGAGAGCCAUCGUCGCCUGAGCCAAAACCUACCAGUGACAGUUGUGCUUCAGAUGGUCAGAUUACUACCCCACCACGCCAACGAACUAACAGGACUGAUGUUAGCAGAACCGCGUCCGAUCCCUGUAAAGAAGGCAGAACAAAAAUAGCCGAGAAUGGGCAAAGGACCGUCGUUAAAGAUAUAAGAUUUGGAAUGUCGCCAGACCUGACAGCAUACCGUCAACGAAGAAUGUGUAAAGAAAACAAUGGAACGACGUGCUCUCAAAUGAAGUCUCGAUCACUCGAUGAGUCCACUUUGCAUGCUACUGGAAAUGAGAGUAAUCAAGCCAUUUGGUUUCACUACGCCUCCGAGGAUUGGGACAUGCCACUUGCAAGGUCCAAGCCUCAGCAGCCUGUUGAAAAAAGCAGCUAGUGUCAGCGUUAGUUUAGAUGUAAUGAUUCAGUUCGCCAUGCCUUCAUUUUGGUCAAUUCAAAAAGCUUCCGGUAACAACAGAUGGCCCAUCAUAAAAAUACAAUAGGUCUAUAUAUUGAAAUAUAACGUCACCAAUGGUUCUUCUUGUUUUUUUCUGCUCUGUUGUUGCUAAGCGCCUCAAGGUUGUGUCAACGUGAGGCGCUAUAUAAAUCCACAAUUAUUAUUAUUAUUAUUAUUAUUAUUAUUAUUAUUAUUAUUAUUAUUAUUAUUAUUAUUAUUAUUAUUAUUAUUAUUAUUAUUCAGCCUGAACAGAUAAUUAUUUGAAACAGCAUUUUAGACUGGAAAAUAUUUUAUUAAGCAAAAUAUAAAAUGUGAAACAUAACGCCAUUAAAUAUUUGAUAACUAGUGAAAUAAUGAUUUAUUCAGUAAGCCUAGAAAUUAAUGCCCCAGUAGUAUAGGUUUGCCUUUAUACCUCAACACUGCAGAAGAUCAUGUCUUUUAUGCCUUAAGUGUUUUUUUAAAUUGUAAAACGUCGAUAGUCUAUGUACAUAGAGGCCUAUAUAUUAAACGAAAUGUGUGUGGCACUUACAAUCUAUUAACACAUGUACUUGCAUGUAUAUUUACUGAAUGUAUAUUACAUAAUGGGAAAAAAUAUAAAACUUAUAAAUGAUAUGAAGUGAUAUAGGCUACAAUACGCAUAUUAUGUAUAGAUAUUUUCUACCAGAGCAGUGUAAUUAUAUCGGAUGCCAUUCUAUUAUCGUAAAUCAUUGGACAGUACAGAAACAUUAUUUUAGGAAACGAAUACUUUGUCUUGAACAAAAUAUUCUUUAUUCAGCGUAACUGAUGUUCCAAACAAAGUAUCCCUUUUCUGAAUUAAAGACUGUGUUGUCUAUUCUCUUGCGUUUCUCACUUAAUUAUUUUGUGUAUAUUAAUAAUAUAUAUAUAUAUAUAUGAGGAG